Molecule: messenger RNA, 995 nt
Organism: Rhinopithecus roxellana (golden snub-nosed monkey)
Lineage: Eukaryota; Metazoa; Chordata; Mammalia; Primates; Cercopithecidae
Gene: KLK13
Product: kallikrein related peptidase 13
Exons: 6
Coding region: 147-980 (277 amino acids)
Biological process (GO): proteolysis
Molecular function (GO): serine-type endopeptidase activity
Source: RefSeq, a predicted model, not a curated record
CCAGGAAAUGCUGAGUGAGCUGGGGGAGGGAGUUCAGGGGUUAAAAGCCAUGGGUUGGGGCUGAAGUUCUAGGCAGCUGACGGCUGACACUCCUGGCGGGCCCCUCACUCAGGCCCUGCCCACCCUGCCCUCCCGAUCCCGGAGCCAUGUGGCCCCUGGCCCUAGUGAUUGCCUCCCUGACCGUGGCUUUGUCAGGAGGUAUCUCCCAGGAGUCUUCCAAGGUUCUCAACACCAAUGGGACCAGUGGGUUUCUCCCAGGUGGCUACACCUGCUUUCCCCACUCUCAGCCCUGGCAGGCAGCCCUACUAGUGCAAGGGCGGCUACUCUGUGGGGGAGUCCUGGUCCACCCCAAAUGGGUCCUCACUGCCGCACACUGUCUGAAGGAGGGGCUCAAAGUUUACCUAGGCAAGCAUGCCCUAGGGCGUGUGGAAGCUGGUGAGCAGGUGAGGGAAGUUGUCUACUCUAUCCCCCACCCUGAAUACCGGAGAAGCCCCACCCACCUGAACCACGACCAUGACAUCAUGCUUCUGGAGCUGCAGUCCCCGGUCCAGCUCACAGGCUACAUCCAAACCCUGUCCCUUUCCCACAACAACCGCCUAACCCCUGGCACCACCUGUCGGGUGUCUGGCUGGGGCACCACCACCAGUCCCCAGGUGAAUUACCCCAAAACUCUACAAUGUGCCAACAUCCAACUUCGCUCAGAUGAGGAGUGUCGUCAAGUCUACCCAGGAAAGAUCACUGACAACAUGUUGUGUGCUGGCACCAAAGAGGGUGGCAAAGACUCCUGUGAGGGUGACUCUGGGGGCCCCCUGGUCUGUAACAGAACACUGUAUGGCAUCAUCUCCUGGGGAGACUUCCCAUGUGGGCAGCCUGACCGGCCUGGUGUCUACACCCGUGUCUCAAGAUAUAUCCUGUGGAUCCGUGAAACAAUCCGAAAAUAUGAAACCCAGCAGCAAAAAUGGCUGAAGGGCCCACAAUAAAAGGUGUGAAAUAUA